Messenger RNA from Xenopus tropicalis (tropical clawed frog), 903 nucleotides. RefSeq names its product riboflavin kinase (gene rfk). Gene Ontology annotation, molecular function: riboflavin kinase activity. Lineage: Eukaryota; Metazoa; Chordata; Amphibia; Anura; Pipidae. The record is from RefSeq and is marked provisional. Gene Ontology annotation, biological process: FMN biosynthetic process; riboflavin biosynthetic process.
GUGAUGAUGACGAGCUGUGUCACAUGUAGCCGACGUCACCAGAGGCGGAAUAGUCGCUAGGAACUAGCAGCUCUGAUAACGCGCUGGAAGUCGCAGUGCCGCCGUUGGUGUCCUCUGUAUUGGCUGGUUAGAGGUUGUUUCUGUGGGUUACAUCUAACCUCAUUGGGGUGAACCGGAGCUUGCUAGAAGCGCUGAAUUCCGUGCUGUUACGGUCGCUGUUACGGACCACGGCAAAAAGAGAAAUUGGAGGCAGCGCAAUGAAGACCUUGCCCUACUUCUGCCGGGGCGAGGUGGUCAAGGGUUUCGGUAGAGGCUCCAAGGAGCUCGGCAUCCCCACAGCUAAUUUUGCUGAAAAAAUUGUGGACAGGCUUCCUGCUGACAUAUCUACAGGUAUUUACUAUGGUUGGGGCCAAGUGGGAAAUGGUGAAGUUCACAAGAUGGUUAUGAGUAUUGGCUGGAAUCCUUUCUACAAAAACACCAAGAAAUCUAUGGAAACGCAUAUAAUUCAUGAUUAUAUGAAGGACUUCUAUGGAGAAAUUCUCAGCAUAGUUAUUGCUGGCUACAUUAGACCAGAAAAAAGUUUUGAUUCCCUUGAUGCAUUAAUUUCUGCAAUUUACAGCGACAUCGAAGAAGCCAAGAAACGACUAGAACUACCAGAAUACCAAGCCCUUAGAGAUCGUUUCUUUUGCAGUACAUCAGAUAAAAUAAUGAACGGUCAUUGACUACUACCACCUACUGUUCAGUGCUGCACUAUAAUAUUUCCUUGCUCUCUGCCUAUUGGUAUAAUUGUGCGCCAGUCAAAAGUUUAAUCCUUGCAUACAUUAAUGGUUAUUUAUUUUCAUUUCAUAAUUUUGUUAUAAAUGUUACCUAAAGUUAUGUAUUUAAAUAAAGGGAUGUAUCUUG